UUUCUUUCAAUGUUUUCAUUUGACUUGUGUACAUGCCUCCCUCUCUUUGUGUAAAUGAUAAAAUAACAUUUUUUUAACUUUCCAAAAACCGUGUCUCUUAUAUUUAAGGCACAAGCACUACCCAUCAAAACUUCAUUCAGAUUAGAAAGUGAGAGUUUGGAUCCUCAGAGAGAGAUCAGAGAUGGGAAGAGCUCCAUGUUGUGACAAGGCUAGUGUUAAGAAAGGACCAUGGUCACCGGAAGAAGACACAAAGCUCAAGGAGUACAUAGAGAAGCAUGGAACUGGAGGGAAUUGGAUUGCUCUUCCUCAAAAAGCUGGUCUUAAGAGAUGUGGGAAAAGUUGCAGAUUGAGAUGGCUCAACUAUCUCAGGCCUAACAUUAAGCAUGGAGAUUUCUCCGAUGAGGAAGACAGAAUAAUUUGCAGCCUCUAUGUUAAUAUUGGAAGCAGGUGGUCAAUUAUAGCUGCUCAGUUACCAGGAAGAACUGACAAUGAUAUCAAGAACUAUUGGAACACAAAGUUGAAGAAAAAACUCAUGUCGUUGCUUCCUCUUUCUCAUCACAGAAAACAAGCUUCAUUUCCAUCCUCAAUCCUUCAAAACCCUCCACCCUCUCCUUCAUCUCACCAACUGUACGGAGAGUACUGCACCUACACUCCUAUGACAACCACAUCUUUCCCAGUUACAACUGAACCUCUCUCCCUUCCUUCAAGUAACUAUGCAACCACAACAACCUCGAUUUCUCACCCCUUUCACCAAAGCCAAGACUCCAUGGCCAGUGCUAUUAGUCCCAUGCAACAAUGCUAUUACCCCAUCAGAGACAGCAUGCUCAUGUUUGGAAGCGAGGGAAGUUGCAGUUCCUCUGAUGGAAGCUGCUCUCAGGGAAGAGAAAUCAAGCAAGAAGAAAUGGGUUACCAAAGCUACAAUGAUAGUAACAACUUGAUGCUUAGUUGUUACAGCAACAUGAAUGAUGGAGGGUGCUUUAGCGAAACGCUCACACCGUUGGAUUGUGAUCUGGAGGAAAUUAAGCAAUUGAUUAGGUUCAAUAAUGUUGAUGAUGAAAACAAGACAGAAGAGAAGGCCAUGUACCAGUACUACUACUACUGACUAUCACUGCAACUGAUGAUGACUGACUAGAGGUAAAAAGAGAUGUGUGAUGAUAUGAUGGAGAAAGGGUAUGUUGGUGGUGUCGCGCAAAGAUUCAAAAAAAAAAUUGAUGACAUUUUCUGGGGUUCUGCGUUUUUCGAUGAAAUGAAACAUUUCUUGUUUUGACAGUA
Messenger RNA from Cajanus cajan (pigeon pea), 1272 nucleotides. RefSeq lists its product as uncharacterized. The record is from RefSeq and is a predicted model, not a curated record. NCBI's taxonomy places the organism in Eukaryota, Viridiplantae, Streptophyta, Magnoliopsida, Fabales, Fabaceae.